ACACCAGGAUCAGCCGCCGGACGAGGCAGAAGUGCAGCUCGAGCGUAUUAACCGGUGGGCAUUUGUGGGCGAGUUGUGUAUACACGGCAACCCAAGUGGUGUUGAUAACACUGUGUCUACCGGCGGCAAAGCUGUCAUAUUCAGGAGAGGGGACUACUCCAAGCCACCAACCGUCACCCCAAUGCUAGACUUCCCGCAAAUGAAGCUUCUCCUGAUCAACUCGCGCCAGCCUCGGUCCACAGCUGUCGAAGUUGCAAAGGUUGCCGCGCUGAAGAAAGCACACCCAGUCGUGACAGAGUCGAUCCUGGAUAGCAUCGACCAUACCACUGAGAGUGCAUACCGCCUCAUCGCCUCAGACGAUUUUGACGAACACUGCAGUGAGAAGAUAAAUCACCUCGGAGAGCUAUUCCGCAUCAACCAUGGCCUGCUCGUGUCUCUGGGAGUUUCUCACCCUCGCCUAGAGCGGAUCCGAGAGUUGGUCGACCAUGCUGAUAUCGGUUGGACUAAGUUGACGGGCGCUGGUGGAGGAGGGUGUACCAUCACUUUAUUCAAGGCCAAGUGGAACGAGGAAGCAAUUGAACAUCUGGAGGAACAGCUCAACGACGAGGGCUAUGAUCGUUACGAAACCUAUCUAGGAGGAGACGGGGUGGGCGUUCUCUGGCCCGCCGUCCUCCAGAAUGGCACCGACGAAGAGGGCGGCGAGGAAAUAGACCAGAUCAAGUUCGAGAAUGCCGUUGGCAUCAGCGGUAUCGAACAGCUCGUCGGUGUUGGCGGACGAGAGAAGAGGGAAGGCUGGAAGUUCUGGAGACGCGGAACUUCGACCUGAUUGAUAUACGCUUGAUGCUGGAUACAAAAAGGGGGGGAGUUGAAUAGACUCCGUGGACGACGGAGAUGGACUACUUCUUUUCUUCCCUACGUUUUCGGUCAACACCACGCUUGCUCGACUAUUUUCUAUUGGUUCGGAGUCUUGCGAGCUCUCUAAUGCCUUUUAUUUUGGCAUGCUUCUUCCUUCUGACAUCUUGAUACUUGAUACUCCUAUGCCUUUCUAAUAACUAGCCGUGUACGAAGUGAAGACGACGUUCAAUUCUUGCUUCAUUUCAGGCCCUGAUUUUGCCUUUCUUUAGACCAGUACUUCACAGUAGCUACCAAUACAAUCUAUCGUCCAUCUCCACAUAAUCAAUAUCCUUUUUCUACUGCUUCGAUCUCUUCCAAUCUUUGCUUCUUCUGCUUCUUCUGUCUGGAUGUCUUUUAUAGUUGAUUACCUAAUCAGCCUAUUGUGCCGUCCAGCUUCUUUGUUCGAACAAUACAAAAACAUCAAUUCAUCCCAUGAGCCUUGGAGUGCGGCUUUGGAUAUAAAAUAACACGAACCGCCUCUUCAGCCUACGCCGUCUGCCUGGCAGAUGCCCAAGUCCAUCUCCGUUGCUACUGGCUGGAAUAUGCAAAGAAAUAAAUAAAAACCCAAUACCCUGCCAUGUCAAAGUACUCCUCCGACCCCGCGUGGGCAUCAGUUACUCCCAUCCCUCUGGAUGAUGGAUCAAACCGCUUUACCCAAGCAGACAGAGAAAAUGCUGCUGGCGAUGAUGCUGUGACUACUGCUAAUGUGGCUAGCGAGGCGUUGCCGCUUGCAACGAUCGCCUAUUCAGAGGGCUAUGCCGAGGCCACAGCGUAUCUGCGAGCUGUGAUGGCUGCAAACGAGAUGUCAGACCGAGCUCUUGCUUUGACCGAAGAUGUGAUUCGAUCAAACCCAGCCCAUUAUACCGUCUGGCUGUACAGAGCACAAAUACUCAAUGCUCUAGGAAAGGAUCUAAAUGCUGAGCUUGCCUGGCUCAACCAGCUAUCCACUCAGUAUCUAAAGAGCUAUCAGAUAUGGCACCAUCGCCAAGUGAUAAUGUCCAAUGAAUCUGUAUUCCCUACCUUACCUGAAGGAGAACUGGAGUUUCUAGCGAAGAUGUUUGCUCUAGACUCCAAGAACUAUCAUGUCUGGACAUACAGACACUGGCUUCUGCGGCAUUUCAAGCUGUGGGACUCCCCUGCUGAGUUGGAGGAUAUAGAAAGAAUGAUUGACGAGGAUGUGAUGAACAAUUCGGCCUGGAACCAUCGGUGGGUUAUGCGAUUUGCGCCGCGGGAGGGAUUUGACAGCGGGCUGCCCGGGGUGGGAAUCCCAGGCGGUAUUGGUGGCGCCGGUGCAGGCAAGAUGGUCGUUGUGGACGAAGAAAUGGUUGAUGGGGAGGUUGAGUAUGCAAAAAAGAAGAUUGUGUUGGCUCCUGAGAACCGAAGCCCAUGGGCCUAUCUGCGAGGUGUGCUUAAGGCUGCAGGCAGAGGCUUGGAGGACCUCAAGGGAUUUGCAGAGCGGUUCAUCGUUAAAGAAGUCGUUGAAGAGGGUCAGGGUGAGUUCUUGGUCAAGAGCAGCCAUGCGUUGGAGUGGCUAGGCGACAUAUAUGCCGAGCAGGCGCAUGAGGCUGAGGCAAAGCACAGCGCGGUGCAGAUGUUUACGCUUUUGAAGGAUAAAUAUGAUCCAAUCAGGAGGAAUUACUGGGAAUACCGGAUUAGGUCAAUGGACAAGUAGGGAAUGGAGAAGGUAGCAGUGAAAUUAUGUAUUCAGUCUCUAUUUUCUAUCUCUCUCUUGCGAAGAUAUGUGCGGAUGUUUUUGUAUCAACACCGAAGGUCAAAUAAAAGAUAAGGACGAGGGAUAGAAAUGACACACUGUUAUCUAUACACAGUGAUGG
This is a messenger RNA of Trichophyton rubrum CBS 118892, 2726 nucleotides long. RefSeq lists its product as uncharacterized. The coding region runs from base 1472 to 2566 and encodes 364 amino acids. NCBI's taxonomy places the organism in Eukaryota, Fungi, Ascomycota, Eurotiomycetes, Onygenales, Arthrodermataceae. The record is from RefSeq and is a predicted model, not a curated record. The transcript has 3 exons. Gene Ontology annotation, molecular function: protein farnesyltransferase activity; CAAX-protein geranylgeranyltransferase activity. Gene Ontology annotation, cellular component: cytoplasm; protein farnesyltransferase complex; CAAX-protein geranylgeranyltransferase complex. Gene Ontology annotation, biological process: protein farnesylation; protein geranylgeranylation.